AUGGAAAAACAAGAAGUUACUGCUUUAAUUGCAAUAGAUCUAAGUGCUGCAUUUGACACGGUAGAUCACGAAAUUUUGCUGAAUGUACUUCAAAAACAGUAUGGAAUAUGUGGUUCGGCAUUAAAGUGGAUAGAUUCUUAUCUGCGGCCUCGUGGCUGCACGGUGUGCGUUAACUCCGUGACAUCAUCGGAGUUAACCCCCUUGGGUUAUCAUUUGGGAUCAUUACCUGUAGAUGUCAGAAUUGGGAAGUUGAUGCUGUUUGGAGCAAUAUUCAGGUGCCUUGACCCAGCAUUAACCAUUGCUGCAACUCUUAGUUACAAGUCCCCAUUUGUGUCUCCAUUUGACAAGAGAGAUGAGGCAGACAAGAAGAAAUUAGAAUUUGCUGUGGGGAAUUCUGAUCACCUUACAAUGCUCAAUGCAUACAAGGGAUGGAUCGAGUCCAGAUUGAAGUCCCAUAAUGAGGGCUACAGAUUCUGUCAUGAAAAUUUCCUGUCAUAUAAGUCCCUCCAGAUGUUGGCCAGUAUGAAACAGCAGUUUGUGGAGCUGUUGUCAGACAUUGGGUUUGUGAAAGAGGGAAUUGUGGUCCGAGACGUGGAAAGAGCAGCCAGGGGAGGAUCUGAUGGGGUGGUGGAUGUCACGGGGAUAGAGGCCAAUAUUAAUUCAGCAAACUGGAAGCUGGUUUCUGCCAUCUUGGUUGGAGCAUUGUAUCCAAAUGUUGUGCAGGUGAUGAAACCAUCCGACAAAUUUAGCCAAGGAAGCACAGGUGCACUUUACAAGGCUCCAAAACCAGAUGAACUGAAGUUUAGAACUAAAUCUGAUGGUUUUGUCCACAUCCAUCCUUCUUCUGUGAACUUUCAAGUGAACCAUUAUGAGAGUCCCUAUCUUGUUUACCAUGAAAAAGUGAAGACCACAAAGGUAUACAUCCGAGACUGUACCAUGGUCAGUAUGUACCCCCUGCUGCUGUUUGGGGGAGGAAGCAUUUCGGUGGAUUUGGAGAAGGGAAACUUUGUCCUUUCUAUAGAUGAUGGCUGGAUAAGAUUUCUUGCAGAUUCUCCAAAGGUGGCUGAGUUGGUGCGAGAGUUAAGACUAGAACUUGAUCAACUCCUGACUGAUAAAAUACAGAAUCCACAUAUGGACCUGUGUAACUGUCCCAAGGGAAGCAAAAUCAUUGACACCAUAGUGAAACUUAUAAGUACUCAGUAGUGCUCUGCAGAAUUGAGCAUUGUAUAUACCUAUAGAUACAGGAGGGCAAGACAAUAAUCUGAAAAAUUCCAGCACAUUGAGAUGUGAACAGUCAACACACAAGUACAUGUCUUGAAGAGUCCACUAGUCUCUACAUGCUGCUGUAUAUAAAUGUACUUUUAUACAGUGCCAAAUUUGUAAUGCAAACUCAAUGCAUGUGUAAAUGUAACUACACAUGAGAAUAUUAGAAACAGCUAUGAUGAUGAACUUCCAAUGUUGUGCCAGACUUAAACUAACAGUAUAAAAGAAGUCUUUCAAAUAAAAUUUAUUUUAUUUAUUUCUUAUGAAAUAUUUU
This is a messenger RNA of Saccostrea cuccullata (small rock oyster), 1537 nucleotides long. RefSeq names its product putative ATP-dependent RNA helicase DHX57. NCBI's taxonomy places the organism in Eukaryota, Metazoa, Mollusca, Bivalvia, Ostreida, Ostreidae. Gene Ontology annotation, cellular component: intracellular anatomical structure. Gene Ontology annotation, molecular function: helicase activity; RNA binding. The record is from RefSeq and is a predicted model, not a curated record. The transcript is spliced from 11 exons. The coding region runs from base 1 to 1203 and encodes 400 amino acids.